Bombus pyrosoma is the source of this 601-nucleotide messenger RNA. RefSeq lists its product as uncharacterized. Lineage: Eukaryota; Metazoa; Arthropoda; Insecta; Hymenoptera; Apidae. The transcript has 2 exons. Gene Ontology annotation, cellular component: mitochondrion; mitochondrial inner membrane. Bases 211 to 450 code for a protein of 79 amino acids. The record is from RefSeq and is a predicted model, not a curated record. Gene Ontology annotation, biological process: mitochondrial respiratory chain complex IV assembly.
ACGUCCUAGAUGUUAUUAUACAUUGUUAGUUGUUUAGACGGAAAUACGAAAACAUGUCUUCUAGUAAUACAGUAUAUGAUAUAUCAUUGUACAGCGUUUAAUAUUAUCUGAUAUUAUGUAUUGUUUAUCAAGGUUCAACAGGAUUACCCCUUAUUAUUUACGACAAAAGUAAUCAUUCUGCAUUAUUUAGUAAGAACCUAUUUUUAAGAAAUGGGAAAUUGGCAAAUGGAGGUUGGAAGAAUGAUGUCAUACAUAUUAUUUCCCAUUGGUAUUUAUUACUAUUUGAAUCAAGCAGAAAGUAUCGAAGAAUGGGUACAGAAUGAGAAGAAAAAGUUUGAGCCUAUGAGUAAAGAACAACAUGCUCAUUUAAUGAAUUUUAUCGAGGAAUGUAAUGAGAAACGACAGUUGAAACGUAUUGCAGAAAUAGAAGCGCAAUAUCAAAAAGACUAGACUAGGUUGAUCAAAUUUAACGUACACAUAUAAUUUUAAUUUAAAGCAAAUGAGUAAACAUAAAUGUAAACGUAAAUAUAAAUCCGUUUAUUAUUUCUAUUAUCUUUAAUAAUAGUAUUAUGUAAUAUUAAUAAAUUGUUAACUGAUUAUA